GACAAUUCCCUUGCCCUUAAACAUCCUAUCUUCACCGAAAUAAGGAGAAAUGGGGGGCAAGUCAGCUACCAAGGCCGCUUACUUCGAGAAGCUUAAGAACCUGCUCGAUGAAUACAAGACUGUGUUCAUCGUCGGUGUCGACAAUGUCAGCUCUCAGCAGAUGCACGAGAUUCGUGUGAGUCUCCGUGGUGAGGCUGUCGUCCUGAUGGGCAAGAACACCAUGGUUCGCCGUGCUCUGAAGGGCUUCAUCAACGACAACCCCGAGUACGAGCGUCUUCUGCCUUUCGUCAAGGGCAACGUUGGUUUCAUCUUCACCAACAGCGACCUCAAGGCUGUCAAGGAGAAGAUCCUUGCCAACCGUGUCGCUGCCCCUGCUCGUGCUGGUGCCGUCGCCCCUGUCGACGUCUGGAUCCCUGCUGGUAACACUGGUAUGGAACCCGGUAAGACCUCUUUCUUCCAGGCUCUCGGUGUCCCCACCAAGAUUGCUCGUGGUACCAUUGAAAUUACCACCGACUUGAAGCUCGUUGAGGAGGGCGCCAAGGUCGGACCUUCCGAGGCCACCCUGCUCAACAUGCUCAACAUCUCCCCCUUCACCUAUGGUAUGGCCAUCGUUCAGGUCUACGACAACGGCCAGACCUUCCCCGUUAGCGUUCUCGACAUUGAGGAGUCCCAGCUUCUCGAGGCCUUCAGCAGCGCCAUCAACGCCAUCACUACCAUCUCUCUGGCUGCCAACUACCCCACCCUUCCUUCUGUUAUCCACUCCGUCCUUAACAGCUACAAGAAGGUUCUGGCUAUUGCCGUUGAGACCGAGUACAGCUGGCCUGAGAUUGAGGAGCUCAAGGACCGUAUCGCCAACCCUGACGCCUACGCUUCUGCUGCUCCUGCUGCCGCUGCUGCCGCCGGUGGUGCUGCUGAGGCUGCUCCUGCUGCUGCUCCUGAGGAGCCUGAGGAGGAGUCUGAUGACGACAUGGGCUUCGGUCUCUUCGACUAAACAUCUUGUGUUGUUGCACAGGAUACGACUGCCAUGUAUUAGAUAUUUUUUACUAACCAAUCACAACGGUUGGGGGUAAAAUCAAAAUGGAUAUCAUCGUGAAUUGAGUUUGGCUUUCGGAUUUCCAGUAGGAUAUGAACGUAGAAACGUUUCAUAUUCUUUCUGACUUACCAAGGUAUGCGUUUUUCUUCUUUCGUUUCCUUUUUUGUUUAGCCCCCAUUAUCCUGGCCCCGGCGAAUGAUGAUAUUUUUUAACUCGGAAACACCUUUGCGGUGUCGCUGAAGAUUAAAAACAGCAACAACAACACUCUAAUUUUUUACUGACGCCUCACUACUCAUCUGCUUUUUUCUUCACUCAAUCUGUUCUCUUUGCAACUGCUAACAGGUUUCAGGUG
Messenger RNA from Aspergillus ochraceoroseus IBT 24754, 1385 nucleotides. Its product is annotated as 60S ribosomal protein uL10. Bases 50 to 991 code for a protein of 313 amino acids. NCBI's taxonomy places the organism in Eukaryota, Fungi, Ascomycota, Eurotiomycetes, Eurotiales, Aspergillaceae. The record is from RefSeq and is a predicted model, not a curated record. Gene Ontology annotation, cellular component: cytosolic large ribosomal subunit. Gene Ontology annotation, biological process: cytoplasmic translation; ribosomal large subunit assembly; ribosome biogenesis. The transcript is spliced from 3 exons. Gene Ontology annotation, molecular function: large ribosomal subunit rRNA binding; structural constituent of ribosome.